Molecule: messenger RNA, 1733 nt
Organism: Lottia gigantea (owl limpet)
Lineage: Eukaryota; Metazoa; Mollusca; Gastropoda; Lottiidae
Exons: 1
Coding region: 209-1315 (368 amino acids)
Source: RefSeq, a predicted model, not a curated record
AGACAAUCGUAAUGAAACAGUGGUGAAUAUUCAGCGAAUACAACUUUACUUCAAAUUUGAAACAUACUGGCGACUACUUUGCAGGAUUGUGAAAAUUUUCACACUUCCAGUGAGGCCACGACCUCAACUGUGUAAUAAACGCAUUAGAUUGGAUCCUGUGAAUAUUCCGAGAGGUUUCGAACUAUUGUUGAACUUUUAAGAAACACGAAUGCUCCUGGAAGGUAGUUCCCCCGAGAUGUUGGCCGCACAGUCCAAACUGUUAUUCCAGUUGAAUAAAUUUUACAAUGAACGAGUUGCAGCGAGAAAGAGUAACGUAAAUAAAACUAUUCGGGAGGUAUGUAAAGUUGUUCAAGAUGUUUUGAAAGAGGUGGAAGUGCAGGAACCCCGGUUUAUCAGUUCCUUGACAGAAGUAAAUCAACGAUAUGAAGGACUUGAAGUUAUCUCACCGACAGAGUUUGAAGUGGUUUUGUAUCUUAAUCAGAUGGGUGUAUUUAAUUUUGUAGAUGAUGGGACCAUCCCAGGUUGUUCGGUUUUAAAACUUAGUGACGGACGGAAAAGAUCUAUGUCUCUUUGGGUGGAAUUUAUCACUGCUUCUGGUUAUUUAUCCGCUCGGAAAAUUCGCUCAAGAUUCCAGACUUUGGUUGCACAAGCCGUAGAUAAAUGUUCCUACCGAGAUGUCGUCAAAAUGAUUCCCGACACUACAGAAGUUCGCCUAAGGAUUAAGGAACGAUUUAUUGUUCAGAUUACGCCUGCAUUCCGAUGUGGUGGUAUAUGGUGUCGAAGUGCCGCACAUUGGCCAAUUCCUCAAAUUCCAUGGCCGAACCCUAAUUUAGUUGCAGAAGUCAAAACAGAGGGAUUUGAUCUGUUAUCGAAAGAAAGUAUAUAUAUGAAGGACAAACAAUCGGCUGCUGAAGGAGAUGCAUGGGUGAUGUCAUUUAGAUAUGCAGAAGAUCGUCUUCUUUACGGUGGAUGUAGAAGAAAAUGUCUCAGUAUUUUGAAAGCUUUAAAGGACAAACAUUUCGAUGUUCCCGGACAACCUAUUCUGAAUUAUCACAUGAAGACCUUGCUUUUGUAUGAAUGUGAAAAACACCCAAGAGAGUCAGAAUGGGACGACACGUGCUUGGGGGAUAGACUAAAUGGUAUUCUAUUACAAUUAAUAUCAUGUUUACAAAACAGAAAAUGCCCGCAUUAUUUUCUACCAAGUGUGGACUUGUUCAAAGGAAAAUCUACAUCAGGAAUGGACAACGCUGCCAAACAGGCCUGGAGGAUUUUAAGAGAACUUUUAACAAAUCCCCGAAGCUUGGAGAGAUUGUGAAAAACUAAAAUAAAUGUUUUAUCGUGAUAAAUUCAGUGGUAUGUCUGGUGCGAACUAGUUAACUGUCGACAUAAUUUAUAAAUUUCAGUGUUACAUGUUUUUCUUUUAAUUCUAAUAUUCAAUUUUCUCAACCAAAAAUAAGUGUAGCCUAUAUGUAAAUAUAUCUCUUAAGAAUUGGAUGUAUUUCUCAAAAUGGUAAGUUCAAACCCGCCGAUAUUUUCGAAAUGAUCUCCUUAAAUGUUUGGAAGAACAUUUAUUUUUGAUUCACAGUAAUAUAUAUGUAUAUAUCACAGAAUUUCCAAUACCAAAGCAUUGUAUAUAUAUUAUUUUUAUGUUAAAGAAAUUAUUCGAUUAUCUUGGAGAUUGAGCUAUAUGUUAUGUAUUUAUUAGCUAUAAAUUAAAAAAUAAUUUAAAAAUC